UGUAUAAUGUUUCCAGAAAUUGUACAAUAAUAGUGUUUAUAAAGUUUUUUAGUGUAGUAUUUGUGAAGCCGAGUUUGUGCGUAGACAAUAUGUGCUUGUGAUUUAUUUGAAAAUAUAUUUUAUAUAUUCUCAUCGCCGAAAACAAAUUGAAAUAAUGGCAAACAACGGGCUGGAGCGGAUCGUAUGGAUCUGUGAAGUGAAAACAAAAAUUUUCUUUGAAAAUAAUACUGUAAAAAUAUAUGAAAGUUACAUAUUUGUAAAACAUUAUGAAACAAAUUCUGAUAAUUCUGUGUUGGGCGACUUUAUCAAUAGCACAGGAUCUUACAUUGGACAAUAUAAAUGAACUGAUAUCACCUUUAGAUGAUGAUGAUGAUGCGAGAAGAAGGAAGCACCACUUAUUGUUUGGAGGUCUGAAAGGUCUUAGCAAAUUUCUUUCAAUAAAGCUAAAAGUGCUUUUAGCAUUAGCAUCAAUAGCUAUAAUUGUCGUGGUAGUAAUUAAAGGACUGGGUGCGUUCAAAUUGCUUGGAUUGGGUUCCUGUCCGGAACCAGUUAUAUUGACACACGAAACUCCAACUUUUUAUAGCAGUGAGCCCCAUCACCAUCAUGAACACCAUGAGCAUUUUUCGCCUGAAUCCUAUUCCGGCCCUGUUUACACUGAAUACCCGUCAGAAGGUGGGCCCUACCCAGCUGCAGUAAAGCGAACCCAGAAUUUUGAUAUGAGUGGUGGAAGACAAAUGCCAAUACGAGUGGAUAUAGAAGAUUUAGCAUUCCGGGUCCUUGGUGUACACAGUGAUGUCUGCAGAAGACGAUUUGUUUGUGAGAUGGACGAAAAAACGAACGCCAGCAGCUUCUUACAAUUUAUGUUCAAGAUGAUCAGUAAAGGAAUGUUUGAUAGAUAUCGUGACAAAAAUAACAAACCCAAGGAUUAUGAAGAUUGUCGAAGAUUAUAUUCAAAAUGUAUGGGAGAUAAUGUUUUUACAUACGAAACGGGAAAUUCAACGACUACAUACGAACACAAUGUCAACAAAGUUGAUACAGAGAUUGAGAAUGAUAUUAUGCAAAAUCAAAAUACAACCACUGCUAAGUAAUAUAAGUAUCGACUGACUAUAAUUAGUGUGAAUACUACUACUAAUACACUACACUUAACCUCUUAACUUAAAAUGACGAGCAUA
Ctenocephalides felis (cat flea) is the source of this 1172-nucleotide messenger RNA. RefSeq lists its product as uncharacterized. The record is from RefSeq and is a predicted model, not a curated record. Bases 267 to 1088 code for a protein of 273 amino acids. Lineage: Eukaryota; Metazoa; Arthropoda; Insecta; Siphonaptera; Pulicidae. The transcript is spliced from 6 exons.